CCCCGCUAUAAAAGGCCAGACCACACCGAGCUUCACCAGUGGGCAUGGCAGCAGCCUCAGCGGCAACAUGCUAAGGAAUCCCUUCUGUUUCGUACUGCAGGUUGUGGCAGUUCUGCUGCAAACCGAGCCAUCAUCAUGCGGUUGUUCUCCUGCUGCACCACGCAGCAAUGAAAUCCUGGGGGCGUAUCCCAUGUCAUCGACACGUGCCGGUGACAUUUGCCUCGUGGAAGAUUCAUCGCCGCCAACUAUCAUCACUGCAUCUAUGCGAACUGCGUCUACGUCGUACCACAUGACCCGCUUCCCCGCUAUAAAAGGCCAGACCACACCGACCUUCACCAGUGGGCAUGGCAGCAGCCUCAGCGGCAACAUGCUAAGGAAUCCCUUCUGUUUCGUACUGCAGGUUGUGGCAGUUCUGCUGCAAACCGAGCCAUCAUCAUGCGGUUGUUCUCCUGCUGCACCACGCAGCAAUGAAAUCCUGGGGGCGUAUCCCAUGUCAUCGACACGUGCCGGUGACAUUUGCCUCGUGGAAGAUUCAUCGCCGCCAACUAUCAUCACUGCAUCUAUGCGAACUGCGUCUACGUCGUACCACAUGACCCGCUUCCCCGCUAUAAAAGGCCAGACCACACCGACCUUCACCAGUGGGCAUGGCAGCAGCCUCAGUGGCAACAUGCUAAGGAAUCCCUUCUGUUUCGUACUGCAGGUUGUGGCAGUUCUGCUGCAAACCGAGCCAUCAUCAUGCGGUUGUUCUCCUGCUGCACCACGCAGCAAUGAAAUCCUGGGGGCGUAUCCCAUGUCAUCGACACGUGCCGGUGACAUUUGCCUCGUGGAAGAUUCAUCGCCGCCAACUAUCAUCACUGCAUCUAUGCGAACUGCGUCUACGUCGUACCACAUGACCCGCUUCCCCGCUAUAAAAGGCCAGACCACACCGACCUUCACCAGUGGGCAUGGCAGCAGCCUCAGCGGCAACAUGCUAAGGAAUCCCUUCUGUUUCGUACUGCAGGUUGUGGCAGUUCUGCUGCAAACCGAGCCAUCAUCAUGCGGUUGUUCUCCUGCUGCACCACGCAGCAAUGAAAUCCUGGGGGCGUAUCCCAUGUCAUCGACACGUGCCGGUGACAUUUGCCUCGUGGAAGAUUCAUCGCCGCCAACUAUCAUCACUGCAUCUAUGCGAACUGCGUCUACGUCGUACCACAUGACCCGCUUCCCCGCUAUAAAAGGCCAGACCACACCGAGCUUCACCAGUGGGCAUGGCAGCAGCCUCAGCGGCAACAUGCUAAGGAAUCCCUUCUGUUUCGUACUGCAGGUUGUGGCAGUUCUGCUGCAAACCGAGCCAUCAUCAUGCGGUUGUUCUCCUGCUGCACCACGCAGCAAUGAAAUCCUGGGGGCGUAUCCCAUGUCAUCGACACGUGCCGGUGACAUUUGCCUCGUGGAAGAUUCAUCGCCGCCAACUAUCAUCACUGCAUCUAUGCGAACUGCGUCUACGUCGUACCACAUGACCCGCUUCCCCGCUAUAAAAGGCCAGACCACACCGACCUUCACCAGUGGGCAUGGCAGCAGCCUCAGCGGCAACAUGCUAAGGAAUCCCUUCUGUUUCGUACUGCAGGUUGUGGCAGUUCUGCUGCAAACCGAGCCAUCAUCAUGCGGUUGUUCUCCUGCUGCACCACGCAGCAAUGAAAUCCUGGGGGCGUAUCCCAUGUCAUCGACACGUGCCGGUGACAUUUGCCUCGUGGAAGAUUCAUCGCCGCCAACUAUCAUCACUGCAUCUAUGCGAACUGCGUCUACGUCGUACCACAUGACCCGCUUCCCCGCUAUAAAAGGCCAGACCACACCGAGCUUCACCAGUGGGCAUGGCAGCAGCCUCAGCGGCAACAUGCUAAGGAAUCCCUUCUGUUUCGUACUGCAGCAACGGUUGUGGAGCCUCACUGCCUGAGUCGUGCACCACCUGUUUUCUCCAAAGUCCUGGAUGCCUGUUGAUCACAUGAAACAGUUUGCUUAUUUUCUUCAUUAUGCACAAAGAAGAGGAGGUACUUGGCCUAAAGUGGCACUGGAAGACAGAAGAAAAGAGCAUUUCCAUGAGCAUGGGAAGUCAAGGGGCAACAAAAAAGGUUUACACAUCACCAACCGUGGUACUCCGGACAAGACAGAGAGGCCCACUGGCAUCAAACGAGGGGUUUCAACAAGGCAACUUGUCUUCAUCCCUGGCGAUGACAGUUCCUUUUUCGACCAGUCCUUUGUUCUACCACUGUAGAUUACAAACCAGCAGGCGUGCCCCCGUGAUGGCCAGUGGUGUGCGCCAGCUGCCCUGCCCGUAUUGCCCGAUGCGGUUCAAGCGCCGGUGGAACCUCAACAUGCACGUGCACACACACACAGGCGAGCGGCCUUACCAGUGCUGCUACUGCUUCCGGGCCUUUGCUGACCGGUCCAACAUGCGCAAGCACAUACUCAUCCACACGUGCAAGCAACCCAUGGCUUGACAUUGCCCGUGCAGCUUGGGCUUUGCUGGCGCACUUGCUGUUGUGUCACGCGACCCCGUAGAGUGGCAACGUUGGAAUGCAAGGGCAGUGCUGUGUCAGCAACGCACAGACAUUUUGUUUUUGUAAAACGCUUUCCAACUUUGCUACAUGCCGUCAAAUUGUUUGUGAAGGCAUUUGCAUUGUUUUUUCUAAUAAAAAAGUAAAAUACUGA
Dermacentor albipictus is the source of this 2682-nucleotide messenger RNA. RefSeq names its product zinc finger protein SNAI3-like. The record is from RefSeq and is a predicted model, not a curated record. Lineage: Eukaryota; Metazoa; Arthropoda; Arachnida; Ixodida; Ixodidae.